Cyphellophora europaea CBS 101466 is the source of this 1641-nucleotide messenger RNA. RefSeq lists its product as uncharacterized. Gene Ontology annotation, molecular function: NADP binding; flavin adenine dinucleotide binding; N,N-dimethylaniline monooxygenase activity. The coding region runs from base 1 to 1641 and encodes 546 amino acids. The transcript has 2 exons. NCBI's taxonomy places the organism in Eukaryota, Fungi, Ascomycota, Eurotiomycetes, Chaetothyriales, Cyphellophoraceae. The record is from RefSeq and is a predicted model, not a curated record.
AUGUCCAAUUCAACACCACCAGUGGCUGAUUCUGCGACGCGAGAUGUGGAGGAACUUGACGCGCUUGUCGUUGGGGCUGGCUUUGGCGGAGUCUACCAGCUUCAUCGAUUGCGUAAGGAAGGGUACAAGACCAAGUUAGUCGACUUCGCCUCUGAUUAUGGCGGUGUUUGGUUUUGGAACCGAUACCCAGGGGCACGUGUCGACAGUACCAUUCCUCACUAUGAGUUUUCAGAUCCGGAUCUAUGGCGUACAUGGUCGUGGACACAACGCUUUCCCGGCUCUGCAGAGCUGCGAGAAUAUUUCCAUUUUGUUGCGGAUAAAUGGGAUCUUCGAAAGGACACAUAUUUUAACACGCGGAUCAGCGCAGCCGAGUGGCAGGAUGACCUGGGAAGAUGGUUGGUCACUGCUUCUAACGGGAAGCAGUUCGUCGCAAAAUACUUCCUCUUGAACACCGGAUUCGCCGCAAAAAGGCACAUCCCAGACUGGAAGGGUAUCGACAAGUUCCAAGGGACUUGGAUUCAUCCGUCAUACUGGCCCGAAAAGGAGCCUGAUCUGAAAGGCAAAAAAGUCGCGGUCAUUGGCACAGGCUCAACAGGUGUUCAACUCGCUCAAGAACUCAGUAAGACAGCUGGUGAAUUUGUGCUCUUCCAGAGGACGCCAAAUCUUGCCCUGCCGAUGAAGCAAGUCGAAUAUGGCGCUGAUGAACAGGCUUUCCCAAGGGAGAAGUACGCUGAAUUCUUCCUGGAUAGGGUUCAGAGUUUUGGAGGGUUUUCGUUCAAUUUCCUCCCUCGAGGUACAUUCGAUGACACCCCUGAGCAGAGAAAGGCUACUUUUCAACAAUUGUGGGACGAAGGUGACUUUCACUUUUGGCUAGCUACAUACUAUGACAUGUUGUUUUCUUGGGAGGCUAACAAGGAGGCCUAUGAGUUCUGGCGGGACAAGGUCCGAGCUCGGAUUAGGGACCCCAGGGUUAAGGAGAUUUUGGCUCCUGAAGUUCAACCCCAUGCAUUUGGUUGCAAGCGAAUCUCAUUGGAGAAUGGGUUUUUCGAGAUAUUCAACCAAUCCCACGUCUCCUUGGUGGAUAUGAAAAGUACACCCAUCGUUGAGGUGACUGAGAAGGGAAUCAAGACCACCGAAAAGCUAUGGGAAUUUGACUAUGUUGUCUGUGCUACUGGAUUUGACGCCAUCACUGGCGGGUUGAACGAUAUUGAUAUUCGCGGACGACAUGGUCGAAGGCUUCUCGACAAGUGGAAGCAAGGAGUCCAAACAUACCUGGGACUCGCAGUUUCUGGAUUCCCCAACAUGUUCUUCACCUACGGACCCCAAGCACCAACGGCACUAUGCAACGGACCCACUUGUGCUGAGUUACAAGGACAAUGGAUUGUGGACCUGAUGAAUCAUAUGCGCCAAAAUGACUUGAAGUCCUCCGAUGCUCAAGAAGAUGCCGAAGUCAAAUGGGCCACGCUUGUCAAGACUAUCGCCAACUCUUCAUUGCUCCCAACAGCGAAAUCCUGGUACAUGGGAGACAAUAUCCCAGGUAAAGUGAGAGAACCUUUGAUAUACCUAGGGGGCGUUCCCACGUACUAUAAGGCGAUCAAUGAAUGUGCAGUGGAUGGUUAUACGGGCUUUAAUCUGUCAUAG